AUGGUGCAGAAAUCUCUCAACGGCGGGGUUUACCCAACUCAAGCCGGAGAGAAGAAGCACAAAGUCGGGUUUGUUGGAUUAGACCCCGGGGCUCCCGAAUCCAGCAGGGAUGGGGCGCUGCUCAUUGCGGGCGCGGAGAGCACCAAGCGGAGCAGCAUCCUCUGCAGACCGAGGUCCAGCAUCUCCGCGGGGAGACCCAGACCGUCGAAGAAAAACGCCAGCUAUCGGAAACUGCAGAAUUUCCUCUAUAAUGCGCUGGAAAGACCGCGGGGAUGGGCGUUCAUCUACCACGCUUAUGUAUUCCUCCUGGUCUUCUCCUGUCUCAUACUCUCAGUCUUUGCCACCAUCAGAGAGUUCAAAAAUAGCUCAGAGAGUGCCUUGUACAUCCUGGAAAUUGUGACCAUCGUGGUGUUUGGAGUAGAGUACAUUGUAAGGAUAUGGGCUGCUGGCUGCUGCUGUCGAUACAGAGGAUGGAGAGGGAGGCUGAAAUUUGCCAGGAAGCCUUUCUGUGUCAUAGACAUUAUGGUGCUGAUUGCCUCGGUGUCUGUACUCGCAGCUGGAUCUCAGGGCAAUGUUUUUGCCACCUCGGCCAUCAGGAGUUUGAGAUUCCUGCAGAUCCUGCGCAUGCUGCGUAUGGACCGGCGUGGAGGCACCUGGAAGCUGCUCGGAUCUGUAGUUUAUGCCCACAGCAAGGAGCUCAUCACAGCGUGGUACAUAGGCUUCCUGUGCCUUAUCCUGGCUUCAUUUCUGGUCUACUCCGUGGAAAAGGAGUUAAAUGAUGAGUUUGAGACCUAUGCUGAUGCCCUUUGGUGGGGUCUGAUCACUCUCACCACCAUUGGUUAUGGUGAUAAGGUUCCCAAGACCUGGUACGGACGCUUGCUGGCAGCCACAUUCAGCAUGAUCGGGGUGGCCUUCUUUGCACUUCCUGCUGGCAUCCUGGGUUCUGGCUUUGCCCUCAAAGUCCAAGAGCAACACAGGCAAAAACACUUUGAGAAGAGACGCAACCCUGCAGCAGGACUCAUCCAGGCUGCUUGGAGGUUUUAUGCUACCAACCUCUCCCGCACAGAUCUGGUGUGCACUUGGGAUUUUUAUGAGCAGACUGUAGCUAUUCCAAUGUACAGACUUAUUCCACCCCUGAAUCAGCUGGACCUGCUGAGGAAUCUGAAGGGAAAGUCAUUCAGGAAGGAGUCUCAGCCAGAAACGUCUCCCAGUCGAAAGGCCAGCCUGAAGGACAAGGUGUUUCCCAGUCCUUCCAAGGCUCCCAUGGCCAAGGGGAAGCCUCAGUCUCCGGGGGCAGGUGAGGGGGCUGAGGCGAGUCCAGGCAAGGUCUCCAAGAGCUGGAGCUUCACUGAGAAGAACCGAGGGCCGAAGCACGCCUUCAGAGUCCGGGGCAGCACUUCGCGCCAAAAUUCAGAGGUGCAAAAUGAAAUGCAGGACGAAGACUUUGGACUGAAGAGUUCUCCAGCAAUUGAAGGUUUAAUAAAGGCGAGCCUCCCAGGAGAGGAAAUUGGUGACGAUAAGAGCUGCCACUGUGAGUUUCUCACUCAAGAGUUACCUCCAGGAUUGAAGGUUUCAAUCAGGGCAAUCUGCAUCAUGAAGUUUCUGGUGUCAAAGAGGAGGUUCAAAGAGAGCUUGCGGCCUUAUGAUGUCAUGGAUGUGAUCGAGCAGUACUCUGCAGGUCACCUGGACAUGCUGUCUCGUAUUAAGAACCUGCAGUCCAGGAUAGAUAUGAUUGUGGGGCCGCCUCCCACUUCAACACCUCGCCAUAAGAAGUCCACUGAAGGUCCUAGAGUUGACCAGAUAGUUGGGAAAGGUCCUAAAGCUGAAGGAGAGGCUGCAGACGACCAGAGCAUGAUGGGACGUCUGGUCAAAGUGGAAAGACAGGUGGUCUGUAUGGACAGGAAGCUUGAUUUCCUGGUCAACGUGUAUCUGCAGCGUAUGGGCAUCCCUCAUUCUGAAACAGAGGCCUUUUUCAACUCCAAAGAGCCGUAUCCAGCCCCGCCUUACCACAGCCCAGAGGAGAGCAAGGAGGAGAAGGAGGGGAAAGAGGAGGUGAAGGAGGAAAGGGAGGUGAAGACAUGCUCAGCUGCGGAUGUCCCAUGCUCUGAUGGGUCUUUGGAAAAGAGAGAUCCUUUACUGGGUCGGUCCGUGGCAAGAUCAGAGGGCACUCCCUCUGGCAGCAACAGCCGCCCCUCUACCUCUUGGCAGCACCAACUGCAGCACCCCCUCAGCCAGCCUGCCUGGAACAGCAGCGUGGCUAACACCCCUUCACCAGUCGAGCACUCGCCCACCCUGUUCCGCCUUCCACCUCCACCUGCUCCGGUUCACGACCGUUCCUCCUCCGGCCUGGGUGGCAACAGCAGAGAGAGUUGCUCCCAGAGCAGGAGGCGCCAGAGGAGGCAGAGGGGUCAGCAGGAUGCCACCGCCGUGGAGAGCGACACGUCUCUCUCCAUCCCGUCUGUUGACCACGAGGAGCUGGAGCGCUCUUUCAGCGGCUUCAGCAUCUCCCAGGCCAAGGAGGACUUCUUUGGGCCCUCUUUCUUUACAGGCUCAGGAGGUGGAGCUGGAGCAGGGACUGAAGCUGGAGCUGGACCCUCGCUCUGUGCCAGAGUCAGACCCUUCAUAGCAGAGGGCGAAUCAGACACAGACUCUGACCUCUACGCUCCCUCACCUCUGUCCUUCACUGGAGAGGUCUCCUGUGCAGAGAGGGGAUGGCCCGGGAUGAAGUAGGUCAGGAUAAAGAUCAGUGCUUCAGUUGCCAACAGGAAACCUCUCAUGGGACUGUGAAGGCAACUGACUGACUGUUGUUGCUGAUGAUUCAAUCACAGACUAUGAUAGGUCAAGGGAAUGGUUAUGAUUAACUAUUUAUUAUAGAAGAUGGUAAAAAUAUGUUCUUAUAAAAACUAUGGGGUUGUCCUUUAUCACCUUUUAUGUUUGUGAUGCUACACUUUACAAGCAAUGCUUAAGUACACUUGCGUUGUAUUCAUCAAGAUCUUGAUUCACUCAAAAAAGAGCUGUUUAAGGACGCUUCCUUAAUUUAGUUGGCAACAUUUUUUGUUGUAUUUGUUAGUGAAGAAAAAUACAUGUGUGAGAGUGUGAUGUGUGGCACUUCAUUUUGCGUGGAACUUGACAUUGAUUUGUAUCAAACAAACGAGAACGUCACUUCGCUUUCUUUUGUAAGUAGUGAGUGAAUUCCAGCACUUUCUGUUCAGCACUGACCACUUCAACUUUGAAAACAUAGUGGCAGUUGGUAAUGCAAGAUUGUUUAAGUCUUAUCAUGUGGUUAGCAUUGUGUCUUGACAACUUCUAUACCUUUGAAUGACUUGAGGUGUUAUGAUGCCAGAAUCUUAACUAUGAUAAUCAAUUAGAUUCUUGCAGAGUAAAAAAAAAAGAAAAAAAAAGCUUGCUUUUCAGCAUCAUUAAUUCAGCCUGGUGUUUACUGAAUAUUACAGAAAAACUCCCCUCAAAGUAUUGCAGAUACUUCCCCAUCAAUAAAACCGUGACCUCCUGCAUGGCAUGUUAAAUGGGUGAUUUAAGGACUGUGUUAAGCAGGUUACAAAACCAAACAAC
Xiphias gladius (swordfish) is the source of this 3570-nucleotide messenger RNA. RefSeq names its product potassium voltage-gated channel subfamily KQT member 2-like. Gene Ontology annotation, cellular component: membrane. Gene Ontology annotation, molecular function: voltage-gated potassium channel activity. Gene Ontology annotation, biological process: transmembrane transport; potassium ion transport. The transcript is spliced from 18 exons. The record is from RefSeq and is a predicted model, not a curated record. The coding region runs from base 1 to 2730 and encodes 909 amino acids. NCBI's taxonomy places the organism in Eukaryota, Metazoa, Chordata, Actinopteri, Istiophoriformes, Xiphiidae.